Carcharodon carcharias (great white shark) is the source of this 4451-nucleotide messenger RNA. RefSeq names its product receptor tyrosine-protein kinase erbB-4-like. The record is from RefSeq and is a predicted model, not a curated record. NCBI's taxonomy places the organism in Eukaryota, Metazoa, Chordata, Chondrichthyes, Lamniformes, Lamnidae. Bases 190 to 4155 code for a protein of 1321 amino acids. Gene Ontology annotation, biological process: positive regulation of cell population proliferation; multicellular organism development; positive regulation of kinase activity. The transcript has 29 exons. Gene Ontology annotation, molecular function: ATP binding; transmembrane receptor protein tyrosine kinase activity; epidermal growth factor receptor binding. Gene Ontology annotation, cellular component: signaling receptor complex; basal plasma membrane.
AGAGACAGCACUCUGCAACUUGUAAGAGACUUUAAUGCAGAACACCAGGAGAGAGAGAGACGACAAUUAAAACAACAAAAAGUUGACACUCACUUUCUGAGGAUACAUUUGGUAGUCAUGUAAUUUUAUACAGAACUGACUGACACAGCCACCCCCGCAACAAAUAGAGAGAAACAAAACUGGGAGAAAAUGAAGUUGGCGGAGCUUCUCUUUGUGAGCUUUUUCUGUGCAACGCUGAAGGUGCAGGAAAUAAUUUCGCAGUCAGUAUGUGCUGGCACAGAGAACAAGCUCAGCACCCUCUCUGACCUGGAGCAGCAGUACCGAGCACUCCGCAAGAACUAUGAAAAUUGCGAAGUUGUCAUGGGCAACCUGGAGAUCACAAACAUCGAUCGAAACAGGGACCUCUCCUUCCUGCGGUCCAUUCGAGAAGUCACAGGAUAUAUCCUGGCAGCCCUGAACCAGUUUGAAUAUCUGCCUUUGGAAAAUCUAAGAAUCAUUCGUGGGACAAAGUUGUAUGAAGAACGAUAUGCGCUAACGAUCCUGCUUAACUACAAGAAAGAUGGGGCUUUUGGAUUGAGGCAACUGGGUCUGCAAAACAUGACAGAAAUCCUGAAUGGAGGCAUCUAUAUUGACCAGAACAAGUUUCUCUGCUAUGUCAACACCAUUCAUUGGCAGGAUAUUGUGCGUGACCCGCCAACAACAGAUAUUAUAAUCGUUCCCACCAACACCACUGUGGCAUGUGGGAGAUGCCACAAGUCGUGCAAUGGCCGAUGCUGGGGACCAUCGGAGAACCAAUGUCAGACCCUUACGAAGACGGUGUGUGCACAGCAGUGUGACGAGCGAUGCUUCAGCCCAUUUGUUAGCGACUGCUGCCAUCGGGAAUGUGCGGGGGGCUGUUCGGGGCCAAAGGACACCGAUUGCUUUGCCUGCACCAAUUUCAAUGACAGCGGAGCCUGUGUUAUUCAGUGUCCCUUGCCAUUCUUUUACAACACUAUAACGUUCCAGGUGGAACCCAAUCCCAAUGCCAAGUAUACAUAUGGAGCAUUCUGCGUCAAAAAAUGCCCACAUAACUUUGUGGUGGAUCACAGCUCUUGUGUACGAGCAUGCCCGAGCAACAAGAUGGAAGUGGAAGAAAAUGGAAUCAAAGUGUGCAAGCCCUGCACAGAUAUUUGCCCCAAAGCUUGUGAUGGCAUUGGAACUGGAAGUUUGCAGAUGGCGAAAACCGUUGACUCAAGUAACAUUGACAAGUUUAUGAACUGCACCAAAAUCAAUGGAAACCUUAUCUUUCUCAUCACUGGCAUUGAGGGUGACCCCUAUCAUAAUAUUGCUGCUUUGGAUCCAGAAAAGCUGAACGUCUUCCGGACAGUCCGAGAGAUAACAGGUUUUUUGAAUAUUCAGUCAUGGCCAAGAAAUAUGACAGAUUUCAAUGUGUUUGCUAACCUGGUGACAAUAGGUGGCCGAAGUCUGUACAGUGGGAUCUCGCUGCUGAUUCUGAAGCAACAGUGGAUAACAUCCCUUCACUUCCAGUCCCUGGUGGAAAUCAGUGCAGGCAAUGUGUAUGUGUCCGACAACCCCAACCUGUGCUAUUAUCACACAGUCAACUGGACCGUGCUCUUCAGAACCAGCUUGCAGAAACCCGUUAUAAAGAACAACAGAAAUUCACAGAACUGCACUUCUGACAGGAUGAUGUGUGACCCCCUGUGCUCUGAUGAUGGCUGCUGGGGACCAGGCCCAAACCAAUGCCUGUCGUGCCGAUUCUUCCGUAGGGGCAGGACUUGCAUUGAAUCAUGUAACCUGUAUGAAGGGGAUUUUCGAGAAUUUGCGAAUGGCACUGUCUGUAUGGAAUGUGAUGAACAGUGUGAGAAAAUGGAUGAAGAUGUGUUAACAUGUCAUGGAACGGGCCCCGACCAUUGCACCAAGUGCUCCCACUACAAGGAUGGGCCCAACUGCGUGGAGAAGUGUCCCGAUGGACUUCACGGUGCCAGGGGCUUCAUCUUCAAAUUCGCCGAUUCCAACCAUGAGUGCCACCCUUGCCACGCCAACUGCACCCAGGGGUGCACAGGCCCACGUAUUCAGGACUGCAUCGAGAUGAUGGAUAGGACCCCUCUGAUUGCAGCUGGCGUGAUUGGUGGGCUCUUCAUUGUGGUCAUUGUGGCCCUGGUGUUUGCUGUGUACGUGAGGAGGAAGCGCAUCAAGAAGAAACGGGCCAUGCGACGGUUUUUGGAAACUGAGUUGGUGGAGCCUCUAACCCCCAGUGGUGCUGCACCUAAUCAAGCGCAGCUUAGGAUCCUCAAGGAGACUGAACUGAAACGAAUCAAGAUUCUUGGUUCUGGUGCAUUUGGGACGGUCUACAAAGGCAUCUGGGUCCCAGAGGGAGAGACGGUGAAGAUUCCUGUGGCCAUUAAGAUCCUCCGUGAGAGAACAGGUCCCAAGGCGAAUGUCGAAUUCAUGGACGAGGCCCUGAUAAUGGCCAGUAUGGACCAUCCACAUCUGGUCCGCCUUUUGGGUGUUUGUCUCAGUCCCACGAUCCAAUUGGUCACUCAGCUGAUGCCCCAUGGCUGCCUGCUGGACUAUGUCCGUGAACACAAGGAUAACAUUGGCUCCCAGCUGCUUCUGAACUGGUGUGUCCAGAUUGCAAAGGGAAUGAUGUACCUGGAGGAGAGACGUCUGGUUCAUCGAGAUUUGGCAGCAAGGAACGUGCUGGUAAAGUCACCAAAUCACAUUAAGAUCACUGACUUCGGCUUGGCCAGGCUGCUGGACGUGGAUGAGAAAGAAUACAAUGCAGAUGGUGGAAAGAUGCCAAUUAAGUGGAUGGCUUUGGAGUGUAUUCACUAUCGAAAGUUCACCCAUCAAAGUGACGUGUGGAGCUAUGGUGUCACUAUUUGGGAGUUGAUGACUUUUGGUGGGAAGCCGUAUGACGGAAUCCCAGCCCGUGAAAUACCUGACAUCUUGGAAAAAGGGGAGCGCCUUCCGCAACCUCCGAUCUGUACCAUUGAUGUUUACAUGGUGAUGGUGAAAUGCUGGAUGAUUGAUGCCGACAGCAGGCCCAAGUUCAAAGAAUUGGCAGCGGAAUUUUCUCGGAUGGCUCGAGAUCCACAGAGAUACUUGGUAAUUCAGGGCGAUGACCAUAUGAAACUGCCCAGCCCAAAUGACAGCAAGUUCUUUCAGAGCCUGCUGGAUGAAGAGGAGCUGGAAGACAUGAUGGAUGCGGAGGAGUACCUGGUCCCACAAGCCUUUAACAUCCCACCACCAAUCUACAGCUCAAGGCAGAGGAUCGAUUCGAACAGGAGCCAAACAGGACACAGCCCUCCUCCCGCCUACACUCCCAUGUCAGGAUGUCCCCAUGUUGCGUUUGUCCACUGCUCCAGUUCAGCCUGUGCCCGUCAUUCCAAAGAUGUGCUCACAGAAUCACCAAAGAAUCAGUUUGUGUAUCGUGAUGGGAUCUUCGGGCCAGAGGAAGGGCUGGCCCUGCACAGCCGGCCACCUACCUGUGCUAGCUCCACCCCGCUGGAAGAUCAGGGUGCAGCCUCAUCGCUGGAGGUGUUUGACGAUGCGUGUUGUAACGGCACACUGAGGAAGCAACCACCACGCCCGCGGGAGGACAGCGCCACCCAGCGAUACAGCGCAGACCCCACAGUCUUCCUGUCAGAGCGUGGGCAGAGGGGUGAGCUGGAUGAGGAUGGCUACAUGACUCCCAUUCAGGAUAAAAAGGGCGCAGAAUACCUGAACCCUGUGGAGGAGAACCCAUUUGUUACUCUUCGGAAAAAUGGUGACGUCCAUGCUUUGGACAACCCAGAGUACCACAAUGUCCCAGAAGGGCAACAGACCACAGAGGACGAGUAUGUGAAUGAACCCCUCUAUCUCAACACUUUUGUGAAUGUGGUUGAAAACCCAGAAUACUUGCAGGAUAAGAUCGCCAUAUCAGAAAAUGUUGACAAGGCCUUUGACAAUCCUGACUACUGGAACCACAGUUACCCACCCAAAACCACCAUACACAACCCUGAGUACCUGCAGGAGUACGGCACAAAGUUUUUUUACAAGCAGAAUGGACGCAUCAAGCCUAUUGUAGCAGAGAACCCUGAGUAUCUUUCAGAGUUCUCACUAAAGCCAGGGACUGUACUGCCUUCAUAUGGACAGCGGAAUACAGUGGUGUAACGUCGCAGCACUUGGAAUUCCGGUUCUGCUGGAUUUCCUCAUCAAACUACAAACUUGUAUCCUCAAUAUUGACUAGAAGGAGUAUGUCUGAGGCAAUAGUACUGGCAAAAUGUGUCUGACUGGAAGGAAAGUUCUAUUUGCUAGAAUUGAGUCCUGGUCCGUUUGGACUUUUCCUAACCGGCACCUGUUUAAAAGCAAUAUGGUUAUAACCAGCAAAAUGAAGGAUUCCUGUGGAAAUGCCAAAAAUGUAGCUCUUUGGGAUUGACCUUCCAUACUGACCUUCAACAAGAUGCUUU